This is a messenger RNA of Xenopus tropicalis (tropical clawed frog), 1745 nucleotides long. It is a transcript of the gene tmprss2.13, whose product is annotated as transmembrane serine protease 2 gene 13. The record is from RefSeq and is a predicted model, not a curated record. The transcript has 15 exons. The coding region runs from base 118 to 1500 and encodes 460 amino acids. Gene Ontology annotation, biological process: proteolysis. Gene Ontology annotation, cellular component: membrane; extracellular region; plasma membrane. Gene Ontology annotation, molecular function: serine-type endopeptidase activity; peptidase activity; hydrolase activity. Lineage: Eukaryota; Metazoa; Chordata; Amphibia; Anura; Pipidae.
AUAAACAGCUAGACAACCAGUUUUACUUUUUUCUGACAACCAAACGAGACAAAACGAAGGUAUUGAGGAAUUAUCUGUAGAAGAGCUUGGAGUCCAGGCUCUGGUGGGGAGCUCAAUAUGGACCCAAUAGAACCCAAUGUAUAUGGAUCCAUUCCAAGGACAAAAAAAUAUCCAGAUCAAGAAGCUGCUACGUGGUGUACGGCAAGCAAUAAAAAAAUUCUUUGCAUUGUCUCCAUCGUCUGUGCACUCAUAGCCGCAGCCAUCAUCAUCGCCGCGCUGUGUUGGAUUUAUGUACCAAUAGGAUCAAACUGCCAAAAGCCAUGUGGAGCCAACGGAACCUCUGUCCUUUGUUCCCAGUGGUGCGAUGAGAAAUCUGAUUGUCCCAAUGGAGAAGAUGAGGAAUCCUGUGGUACAACAGGAAUAAAAGUGUCUCCGAAUGACAAGUCCUGCAAUGGAACAACCUGUGUUCGACUGUACGGACCCAACUUCCAACUGCAGGCCUAUUCUCCUGCAAAAGCAACAUGGCUGCCGGUCUGCUAUGACCAAUGGAGUGACAGCAGCGGGAAGACUGCCUGCCAGGACAUUGGAUACAGCAUGAGCACCUAUUACAGCAGCACCCCCUUCUCUGCACCCUCAAAUAAUGGAUAUUUCAUGCUCCAAUCCAAUAAUGUGACGGGCAAACUGUACAACAAUCUUCAAUACAGUGCUACCUGUGCCUCUGGGAAUAUAGUUUCAUUGCGCUGUAUAAAUUGUGGUUUAUCUACAAAAGUGGACAGCAGGAUAGUAGGGGGCACGCCUGCUUUAGUGGGAGACUGGCCGUGGCAAGCGCAACUUCUGAAGCUAGUCGGUACUAGCACCUAUCUAUGUGGCGGAUCCAUCAUCACACCAUACUGGAUAGUGACUGCUGCUCACUGCGUAUAUGGGUCUACUUCUACUCCUUCUAUUUUUAAAGUAUUUGCUGGAACACUGAGCAUACAGAGUUAUUCUUCCUCAGGCCGUUUGGUGGAAAGAGCCCUCGUGCAUCCCAACUAUACCUCAAACACACAAAACUAUGAUGUUGCUCUGCUGAAGCUCACAGCUGGACUGGUAUUUACUACCAAUCUCAGACCUGUAUGUUUACCUAACGUUGGGAUGCCCUGGUCAGGUGGACAACCAUGUUGGAUAUCGGGAUGGGGAACAACAUCAAGUGGAGGCAGUAUUGCUACUACUCUAAUGGCAGCUUCAGUGCCUCUUAUCUCCUCCACCACAUGUAACCAAGCUGCUGUGUAUGGUGGAGCCAUCAGUCCUACCAUGAUGUGUGCUGGGUAUCUCAGCGGAGGAACAGACACUUGCCAGGGUGACAGCGGUGGCCCUCUGGUUACCAAAACCAACUCCUUGUGGUGGCUUGUUGGUGACACAAGCUGGGGAUAUGGAUGUGCCACAGCCAAUAAACCUGGAGUGUAUGGGAAUGUUACGGUCUUCUUGGAAUGGAUAUAUUUGCAGAUGCAGACAUACCCUUAAUGAAAUGGACAUCACAGACAGAAGAAGAGACCAUGAAAAAUGACAAUUGUUAUUUGCUCCUCUGCUUUUUACUGGAAUCAGAUAUCGACCAUGUCACAGGAGAAGUAAUUUACAGAGAAUUCAUACAUUAUAUAUACAUUAUAUAUUAUAAGUAUGGAAUUAUUUGCCUUACCAAGGACCUUCACGAAUUUAUUAAAUAGCAAUGACCUUCUAGAAUUCUAAUCAAGUUGGCUGAAAAUAAGAGA